Vigna umbellata (rice bean) is the source of this 5307-nucleotide messenger RNA. RefSeq names its product sister chromatid cohesion protein PDS5 homolog A-like. Lineage: Eukaryota; Viridiplantae; Streptophyta; Magnoliopsida; Fabales; Fabaceae. The record is from RefSeq and is a predicted model, not a curated record. Gene Ontology annotation, biological process: mitotic sister chromatid cohesion; DNA repair. Gene Ontology annotation, cellular component: nucleus; chromatin.
ACAUAAACAUCGGAGCCAAAACCAAAACGAAAACCAAAAGGAAAACCCUCUUUCUUUUCUCUUUCUUUUCUCUUCUCCCCUCUUCCCUCCAAGUCCAUGAAAGAGCACUGAAACGACAGCGUUUAGUCAAGAGAGGAAUUAUGGCUCAGAAGCCUCACCUGCAACUCAAGGAGCUGGGAUCCAAGCUCGAGACUCUUCCUUCCUCCAAAGACGCUAUCGUCAAGCUCUUGAAGCAAGCAACCCCAUGUCUUGCUGAGUUGGACCAGUCACCUUCGGCAUCAACAUUGGAGUCAAUGAAGCCUUUUUUUAAUGCAAUUGUUAAGCCAGAACUGCUGAAGCACCAAGAUAGGGAUGUCAAGCUUCUAGUUGCAACAUGUGUUUGUGAGAUAACUCGGAUCACUGCACCUGAAGCUCCCUACAGUGAUGACAUUCUGAAGGAUAUUUUCCACUUGUUUGUGGGCACUUUUAGAGGUCUAAGUGAUACCAAUGGUGCAUCCUUUGGCCGGAGAGUUGUUAUAUUGGAGACGCUCGCCAAAUAUAGAUCAUGUGUUGUGAUGUUGGAUCUUGAAUGCAAUGAUCUGGUGAAUGAAAUGUUCAGUAUUUUCUUUGCAGUUGCCAGAGAUGAUCAUCCGGAAAGUGUUAUGUCUUCCAUGCAAACUAUAAUGGUGGUUCUCUUAGAAGAGAGUGAGGAUGUGCGUGAAGAUCUUUUAUCUAUUCUGCUGUCUAAAUUAGGCCAUGAAAAAAAAGCUGUUAAUAUGGCUGCAAGGAGGCUUGCUAUCAAUGUCAUACAGCAAUGUGUUGGAAAACUUGAACCCAGCAUUAAACAAUUUUUGCUAUCAUUAAUGUCUGGAGAUAGUAAGCCGCUGAACAAUCAAGUGGAAUACCAUGGAGUUAUCUAUGAUCUAUAUUGCCGUGCUCCUCAGAUCUUGUCUGGAGUACUCCCCUAUGUGACUGGAGAGCUACUGUCUGACCAGCUGGAAACCCGUUUGAAAGCUAUGAACUUGGUUGGCGAUAUAAUUUCUGUUCCUGGAUCUUCCAUUUCUGAAGCAUUUCAGCCCAUAUUUUCAGAAUUUUUGAAGAGGUUGACUGAUAGAGUUGUUGAUGUCCGCAUGUCUGUCCUUGAGCAUGUAAAGAAAUGUCUGGUGUUGAAUCCUUUCAGAGCUGAAGCUCCUCAAAUAAUAUCUGCCCUUUGUGAACGGCUGCUGGACUUUGAUGAAAAUGUUCGAAAACAAGUUGUGGCUGUUAUCUGCGAUGUGGCAUGUCAUGCCCUAAAUGCUGUUCCACUUGAAACUGUGAAACUUGUUUCAGAACGGCUCCGUGAUAAAUCUAUACUUGUUAAAAAGUAUACAAUGGAAAGAUUGGCUGAAGUGUAUAGAGUUGUUUGUGAAAAGAGCAGUGAUACUGUCAAUCCUAAUGAAUACAACUGGAUUCCUGGGAAGAUUCUUAGAUGUUUCUAUGACAAAGAUUUCAGAUCUGAUAUAAUUGAAUCUGUUCUGUGUGGAUCACUGUUUCCUGUAGAAUUUUCAGUCAGUGUUAUUGCUAAACAUUGGAUUGGAGUUUUCUCUGGAUUUGAUAGAGUGGAGGUAAAAGCUCUUGAAAAAAUACUGGAGCAGAAACAAAGGUUACAGCAAGAGAUGCAGAAGUAUCUGUCUUUGAGGCAGAUGAGUCAGGAUAAAGAUAUUCCCGAGCUGCAAAAGAAGAUUCUUUUCUGUUUCAGAGUAAUGUCCCGUUCGUUUGCUGACCCUGUAAAAGCUGAAGAGAGUUUCCUGAUUCUGGAUCAAUUAAAAGAUGCUAACAUCUGGAAGAUUUUGACAAAUCUCGUUGAUCCAAAUACUAGCCUCCAUCAAGCUCGUGCCUACCGGGAUGAUUUGCUUAAAAUACUUGGAGAAAAACAUCGUCUCUAUGAGUUUUUUAAUACCUUCUCUGUGAAAUGCUCUUAUUUGCUUUUUAACAAGGAGCAUGUAAAAACAAUUCUCCUAGAAACAACAGCUCAAAAAUCUGCACAAAAUGCUCAGCAUACACAAUCUUGUAUGAAUAUAUUGGUGAUAAUUGCUCGCUUCAGUCCAUUGCUCCUUCGUGGAAGUGAGGAGGAGCUGGUGAAUUUACUGAAAGAUAAUGAUGAUACAAUCAAGGAAGGUGUUCUAAAUGUUGUAGCUAAGGCUGGUGGUACUAUUCGUGAACAACUUGCAGUCACAUCAACUUCUGUAGACCUUAUAUUGGAGAGACUAUGUUUAGAAGGCAGUCGGAGGCAGGCAAAGUAUGCUGUCCAUGCACUGGCUGCAAUUACAAAGGAUGAUGGCCUCAAGUCUCUCUCUGUUCUAUACAAGAAACUUGUAGAUAUGCUGGAAGAUAAAACACAUCUGCCUGCAAUACUUCAGUCUCUGGGGUGUAUUGCGCAGACAGCAAUGCCUGUCUAUGUAACCAGAGAGAAGGAAAUUGAAGAAUUUAUAACAAACAAGAUUCUGAAAAGUGACAGUCAAGAAGAUAACCGGAAAACAUCUUGGGAUGGUGAAAGCGAUCUUUGUAAGCUGAAGAUAUAUGGCAUUAAAACAUUUGUAAAGAGCUACUUGCCAGUCAAAGAUGCUCAUGUUCGUCCAGAUAUUGACAGGAUUCUGGAUAUACUCAGGAAUAUUUUACUAUAUGGGGAAGUAUCAAAGGAUCUAAAAUCAAGUUCAGUUGAUAAGGCCCAUUUGAAGCUAGCUUCUGCUAAAGCUGUUCUUCGGUUGUCAAGACUUUGGGAUCACAAGAUACCUGUUGAUCUUUUCCACUUAACUUUAAGGGUGUCCGAGGUUACUUUCCCUCAAGCUAGGAAGAUUGUAUUGAGUAAAAUUCACCAAUAUAUCAAAGACCGCCUUUUGGAUGCCAAAUAUGCAUGUGCUUUCUUAUUGAACAUAUUUGGAUCCAAACCAAACAACUUUGCAGAGGAUAAACAGAACCUGGCUGACAUUAUUCAAAUGCACCACCAGUUGAAGGCAAGACAACUUUCUUCACAAUCAGAUGCAAAUUCCUUGGCCACUUACCCUGAGUACAUUCUUCCAUACCUAGUUCAUACACUUGCUCACAAUUCAUGUCCCGAUGUUGAUGAGUGCAAGGAGUUUGGAGCAUAUGAUGAUAUAUACCGGCAGUUUCACUUAAUACUUUCAAUGCUACUGCAAAGAGAUGAAGAUGUCAAGUCAGAAGUAACUACUGACAAAGAGAAGGAAAUUGUAUCUACUAUCACUUGUAUCUUUCUGAGUAUCAAGCAUUCUGAAGAUGUAGUUGACACAUCAAAGUCAAAGAAUUCUCAUGCAUUAUGUGACCUUGGUUUAGCAAUAACCAAACGCUUAGUGCAGAAGGAUGUUCAUUUGCUAGGAUUGUCACAUUUGGUUUCUCUACCUCCAAUGUUAUACAAAGCAUCCGAGAAGGAAGGAGAUGACACUGGGGUAACUGAAGUUAAAAGCUGGUUGGCUGAUGAAAAUGCCUUGGCUCACUUUGAAUCUCUUGAACUCGAUAUGGUUCAUUCCCAAUCAGCAGAGAAUGAAGCUUCGAAGGAUGAUGAAAAGGACGGAAAUGAGAUACCUCUGCGAAAGAUGUUAAAGCACAUAAAAUCCCAGGGGUCCAGGGGCAAAAAGGUGAAAAGGAAGAAGUCUCCUUCAGCUGAAACGAAAAAGGAAGAAAAUGAUUUUGACACUGUAAAUAUGGCUAGACAAAUUAAUGGGGAUAACUUAGGGACCUCUUCUAAUGUGGAAGCAAGUAAUGGCCACGGACAUUCUUUGAGUAAGAAGGCCCUGAAGGAUCUAGGUUCUACAGCAGGUAAAAAAAGAAAAGCUAGAGAAACAACACCUAUUCCAGUGCCUAAACGUAGACAGUCUUCAUCUACUCCUGGAAAAUUGACUUUAUCAACUAGUAUAUCAAAGACAUCUCGAAGAGUUUCAGAAGAAGAAUCCCCUCAACCCAAACUUUUACUGGAUGAAGAAGUUAGCCCUGAUGCAGAUGGCAAAACCAUCCAGAAAAAAAUGGUCAAAGGCAGUGAAAAAGAUUUGUUAUUAUCCUCAUUAAAACAAAAGGUUAAAGGUUCUGAUGGUUAUCAUAAUGAUGAGUUGAACAAACCUGAUGAGCAUGACAUGAUGAGUCUUGAUCGUGUACAACUAAGUGAUAAGACUGUUAGUAACAUUAACAAGUCUUCCAUGGGGUCCACUAAAAAAGGGAAAAGAAAAAGUAUUUCAGGAAUGGCUAAGUGCACAACAAAGGGAGGUGAAAUUGAUAUCGAAGAUCUAAACGGUUGCAGAAUUAAAGUUUGGUGGCCUAUGGAUAAGAAAUUUUAUGGAGGCACCAUUAAGUCCUAUGAUCCUUUGAAAAGGAAGCAUGUGAUAUUAUAUGAAGAUGGAGAUGUAGAAAUACUCCGAUUGGAGAAGGAGCGCUGGGAGCUUAUUGACAAGGGCCGCAAAACUACUAAGAAGAUAAAGCUCUCUUCACUUGAAGCUUCUGGGCAAAAGCACAAAAGUUCAAGUGGCUCAUCACGUAAAAAAGCAAAAAAAAUAACCAACGGUAAUCAAUCUUCCAGCAAACCUGUAAACCGUGCAUCAAAAAGUAAUUUGCGUCAUGAGGAUGCCAAAGAGACUUCAGAGAUGUCAAGUCCUAAAGAGACCACAGCCCCUAAAGCCAAUGAAAUGGACUCAGGUGAUUCAGAAGAGGAAUUGACUGGAGGGUUUGAGGAAAUCACGAGAAAGGAGAAGUCUAUCAAAGGUACAAAAUCAGGUUCCAGAGGAAAGAAGCUACUGAAAGAGAAGCAGGUCUAUAGUUGGAGGGUUUCUGAAGAUAGAGAGAGUGUCCCACGAGGUAGUUCCGAAGAGAGAGAAUUGGAUAAAUCAAAUGGAGCCUUGAGGGAAAAUAUUAAUGGAGAAGAAGAAUUAGAUUCUGAAGGGCGUGAAGAUGAUAGCGAUGCUGGAAGUAGUCCUCGAGAAAGGGCGAGAUCACAUAAAGAGCCUUCAAAGAGUCCUUAUGAUGGCCAUGACACAAAAGCAGAGAUUUCUGAUGACGUGCCUCUGAGUAAAUGGAAACGUAGGAUGGGUAAGAAAAGCUCGGGGAAAGAACAAUGAGCAGUUUAACUGUUGUGAUUUAUCUGUCAAGAUUGCAGCGGAGUUGAUGCUGUUGUACAAGUACAGGUGUUAGCUUGAAUGAUGAUUGCACUGCCAAAUUGGAGAUCCUUUAGUUAUUAACAUUAAUAAAUAUGCUUAGCAACUCUUGUAGCCACCCUGUAGAGCAAAAAAUAACAGCAGUCAUCCCCAUGUUUAUAAAGAAAAAAUGGUGACACUUUUGGGUUCUUUA